UCGUACAUAUCAAUGUCUGAACAAAGUAACUCAGCUCAAUUUCUCUCUGUCUUAUCCCUUCAGAUUUUAGAGAGAGAAAAAACACAGCCCGAACCUUUCUUUUCUUCAUUUCACCGUCGUCUCUUCACUAAUGGCAUCUAAGUUUCAAUCCACUGUUACCCAUCUUUACAAACCCUACAAAAACCCUAUUUAGCAUCACUUUGAGGAUCCCUAUAUAGUGUUUGCUGCCGCCGCCGCCAUCAUCCUCUGUUUUUUUAGGGUGGAGUUGCUGAAAAUGGCGUCAACGCCGCCGCAUUGUUCGAUCACAGCUACAACAAAGCCUUAUCAGAACCAUCAGUACCCACAAAACCACUUUAAAAGCCACCGUAAUCACCACCAUAACAACAACCGUAACCAACCUCACCCCCAAAAAUUCUCCCUUUCCAAACCCCCUCCUUCGUCUUCCAAUGCUACGAAACACACCACCGCCGCCGCUUCUGCCGCUACUGCCUCCUCCGCCCGUGCUCCAAUCUCCCAGACUCCUGCUCCUUUCCCUUCACUCGCCCCUGACUUCUCCGGCCGCCGAUCGACUAGGUUCGUCUCGAAAAUGCACUUGGGCCGGCCUAAAACUACCGUCAACACACGCCAUACUUCUGUAGCUGAAGAAGUCCUUCAACUCGCCUUGCUUAAUGGCCAAACCAGCCUCGAAAACGUCCUCGUCUCGUUCGAAUCUAAGCUCUGUGGCUCCGAUGACUACACUUUCUUGCUUCGAGAGCUUGGGAACAGAGGUGAGCAUGAAAAGGCCAUUAAAUGUUUUCAAUUCGCUGUUAGAAGAGAAAGAAGAAAAAAUGAACAAGGCAAAUUAGCUAGUGCCAUGAUCAGUAUACUUGGUAGAUUGGGUAAAGUUGAACUUGCCAUGGGUAUUUUCGAGACUGCAUUAAGGGAAGGUUAUGGAAACACUGUUUAUGCUUUCUCAGCUUUAAUUAGUGCUUAUGGGAGAAGUGGGUAUUAUGAUGAAGCCAUAAAGGUUUUCGAUUCCAUGAAAAACUAUGGGUUGAAGCCGAAUUCUGUUACUUAUAAUGCUGUGAUUGAUGCUUGUGGGAAAGGAGGUGUAGAGUUUAAACGGGUUGUGGAGAUUUUCGAUGAGAUGUUAAGUGGUGGAGUGCAGCCGGAUCGGAUAACGUUUAAUUCUUUGCUUGCGGUAUGUAGUAGAGGCGGUUUAUGGGAAGCUGCAAUGAAUUUGUUCAGUGAGAUGGUUAAUAGAGGGAUUGAUCGAGAUAUUUUCACUUAUAAUACACUUUUGGAUGCUGUUUGCAAAGGUGGACAAAUGGAUUUAGCUUUUGAUAUUAUGGCGGAAAUGCCUGCGAACGUUUUGCCUAAUGUUGUUACUUAUAGUACUAUGAUUGAUGGGUACGCAAAGGCCAGUAGAUUCAAUGAUGCACUCAAUUUGUUUAAUGAAAUGAAGUUUUUGGGUAUUGGUUUGGAUAGAGUUUCGUAUAAUACGCUGCUUUCAAUUUAUGCAAAGCUUGGUAGGUUUGAGGAAGCUUUAGAUAUUUGCCGGGAGAUGGAGGGUUCGGGGAUUAGGAAGGAUGUUGUAACAUACAAUGCGCUUUUGGGUGGAUAUGGGAAACAAGGGAAGUAUGAUGAAGUUAGAAGACUGUUUGAUGAGAUGAAAGCACAAAGGGUAUCACCUAAUUUAUUGACUUACUCGACCGUAAUCGAUGUUUAUUCAAAGGGUGGUUUAUAUGAGGAGGCGAUGGAUGUGUUUAGAGAGUUUAAGCGAGCGGGAUUGAAGGCUGAUGUUGUGCUAUAUAGUGCAUUAAUUGAUGCUUUGUGCAAGAAUGGGUUGGUGGAAUCUGCUGUAUCAUUGCUCGAUGAGAUGACAAAGGAAGGGAUUAGGCCUAAUGUUGUUACGUACAAUUCUAUAAUUGAUGCUUUUGGUCGGUCUACAACUUCUGAAGGCUUAUCUGAUACUGGUCAGAUCAGUGAGUUGCAAACCAAAACUUCUUCGUUGGUCAUUGAACGUGGGAUUGAAGCUGAUUUAACAGACGGGGAGGAUAACCGGAUCAUAAAAAUAUUCGGGCAGCUGGCUGCUGAGAAAGGAGAUCAAGCAAAGAAAGGUUGUGGAGUCAAGCAGGAAAUCUUAUGCAUCUUGGAAGUUUUUCAAAAGAUGCACGAGUUGGAAAUUAAACCGAAUGUCGUCACCUUUUCAGCUAUCUUAAAUGCUUGCAGCCGCUGUGAUUCAUUCGAGGAUGCUUCAAUGUUGUUGGAAGAGCUCCGGUUGUUUGAUAAUCAGGUGUACGGUGUUGCCCAUGGGCUUCUUAUGGGUUAUAGGGAGAAUGUUUGGAUCCAGGCUCAAUCCCUGUUCGAUGAAGUAAAGUCAAUGGACUCGUCAACUGCUUCUGCCUUUUAUAAUGCCCUGACUGACAUGCUGUGGCACUUUGGUCAGAAACGGGGAGCCCAACUGGUUGUUCUCGAAGGGAAACGCCGGCAAGUAUGGGAGAAUGUAUGGUCUAAUUCUUGCCUAGAUUUGCAUCUUAUGUCAUCUGGUGCUGCUCGAGCAAUGGUGCAUGCAUGGUUGCUAAACAUACGUUCUGUUGUUUUCGAAGGUCACGAAUUGCCGAAACUGUUAAGCAUUUUGACAGGUUGGGGCAAACAUAGCAAGGUAAUUGGUGAUGGUGCACUAAAGCGGGCCGUUGAAGCUCUCCUGACUGGCAUGGGUGCACCCUUUCAGCUUGCUAAGUGUAACUUAGGUAGAUUCAUAUCUAAUGGUCCAGUUGUCACCGCGUGGUUAAGAGAAUCGGGCACCCUAAAGUUACUUGUUCUUCACGAUGAUAGAACCCAUCUCGAAAACACUAGGUUUCAAGAAAUCUCAAAUUUACAGACAAUCCUAUUGUAGCAGUGUGUAUAAAGAAAGAACCAUUCAAGUCGUA
Gossypium arboreum is the source of this 2912-nucleotide messenger RNA. Its product is annotated as pentatricopeptide repeat-containing protein GUN1, chloroplastic-like. The record is from RefSeq and is a predicted model, not a curated record. The coding region runs from base 275 to 2878 and encodes 867 amino acids. The transcript has 4 exons. Gene Ontology annotation, molecular function: protein binding. NCBI's taxonomy places the organism in Eukaryota, Viridiplantae, Streptophyta, Magnoliopsida, Malvales, Malvaceae. Gene Ontology annotation, cellular component: chloroplast.